Cherax quadricarinatus is the source of this 1182-nucleotide messenger RNA. Lineage: Eukaryota; Metazoa; Arthropoda; Malacostraca; Decapoda; Parastacidae. The record is from RefSeq and is a predicted model, not a curated record.
AAUGGGAAGAUCUCAAAGAUAGUUUUUAUGCCACUUCUAGGUCUGAAGCUAAAAUAAAUUGUAAUUACUGACUUUUUCUUCUUGACAUGAACACGUAACAGCAACUAUGACGGUGAUGGUGGGUAUAUGUAUAGGGUUACUGGUGGGAGAGCUGGGCACCAUCUUUAAUGUAACCAGCAGCCUCACUGGCGCCAUCAAGGGACCUCUUGGUGGUAUCUUCCUGGUGGGCAUAUGUGCUCCUUGGGUUAACAAAAAGGGCGCCAUCGUGGGCGUGUGUCUGGCUUUCUUCUUCAACAUGUGGCUAGUGAUUGGGAAGCUAGUAAGAGGAGGUGGAAACCCAAGAAGAUGCCUCUAUCUACUCUCGGCUGCCCAGAGAACUUCAACAAUACUCUCCAAGUCAGCUUCGUCGAUGUACUCCAUAAUGGCCUCAAUGAUACACUUGGCUUCAACUUCACUACAACUGCCGUACCAAUGACUGAAGGCUCUGGACAAACCAUCUAUGACAUCUCGUACUGCUACAGUUUGAUCACUGGUAUCGUCAACACAUUUAUCUUCAGUACUAUCGUCUCCUUCUUUACAGGGCCGGUGGCGCCGCGAGAACUGGAGCCUCGGUUGGUGAACGCCACGUGUGUCCGUCUCUACGAGCGACUGUGGAAGCUGCUGGCGAGGGACACCAGCCCUGAACCUCUCAGUAAUACUCCUGCAAGAAAGGAGGUUCAGGUAAACAGCCAAUUUCAAGCUCAAGGAAAAUGACCUCGACGGAGGCUUGAUUUAUAUCCUAUUUUGUCUUCAAACAUUUACAAAAUGAAUAAAUAUUAUUUAAAAAUUGAUGGAAGAAGCUGGAGAUUCAUCUUUGUAAUGAAAAAGAAAAUAAGAUAUAUGGCACCAUCAACAUAAAAUAAAAACACCACUAUUUCAUAUAAAGAACAAAAAGAGCAAAAAUAGAAUCAGAAAGCAUUUAACCACGGAUGGGAAUAAUUUAUUACAAUUACAUCUUUCACUUUUCAUUAUCCACUCUUACUGGGUAUAAAAGUUCCAGUGGGUAUUUUUCAAGUCAUGUGAAUAAGUCGUCACAUGACUUAUGUCUGAACUCUGUUUUAAUUAAAAAUAUACUUAUUUACUUGUCUCUCAUGAAGAACGUAUGACUAAGACUUGCAUUACAAUAAAGUCUUGCCUUGUGAA